Messenger RNA from Mangifera indica (mango), 2394 nucleotides. RefSeq names its product auxin response factor 17-like. Gene Ontology annotation, cellular component: nucleus. Lineage: Eukaryota; Viridiplantae; Streptophyta; Magnoliopsida; Sapindales; Anacardiaceae. Gene Ontology annotation, molecular function: DNA binding. The transcript has 2 exons. Bases 393 to 2063 code for a protein of 556 amino acids. Gene Ontology annotation, biological process: response to hormone; regulation of DNA-templated transcription. The record is from RefSeq and is a predicted model, not a curated record.
UGAAUCUCAACAACCUGAUUUGGUUCACUGUCAUUGCCCGUGACUACCACCGUUCUGCAAUAACUCUAUUUCCUUUCAAGUACGCUUUUGCUCCUCUUUCUUUCUUUCUUCUUUGUGUUUUCUCUCACGUCUCAUCUCUGUCUUUCACUCCUUCAAAUUAUUAUUUUCACUUCCGUAUUUGGACAUUGAUUAUAACACUUCAACUUCAACCUGGCACGGUAGUUUCACAAAGUUGUCGUGGGUAAAAAUGUAAUUUGGUUAUACACUCUUCUUCAGUUACCGUUCUCCGACCCCUAGACGUCUCUUUCUCUGUCUUUGUAAGCAACCAUUUAAUUACAAACACUCAGUCCUUCUCUUUCAACAAAAAAUAAUAAUAAUAAUAAUAAUAACAGAUGCCGAAUCAGCAAUCGCUUUCUCCCUCUGAGGCUUGCCCUGUCGACCCGCAAAUCUGGCGCGCUUGUGCCGGCUCCUCCGUACAAAUCCCAGCCCUCAACUCUAGGGUUUACUACUUCCCUCAAGGCCACGUGGAGCAAGCGUGUCCUUCCGUCGCUGUCCCCUUCACCAAGCCCUUCAUUCCUUGCAUCGUCUCCCGCGUUGAGUUUCUCGCUGAUCCUCUCACCGACCAGGUCUUCGCUAAAGUUCUUCUCACACCUGUUAACUCGUUUGAUUCUUCGUCUUCUGGAAACUUCUUUGACCGCCAGCAAGAGCAGAAUGAUAAUGCGGUUUUUCCGUUUGCCAAGAUUUUAACGCCGUCAGAUGCGAAUAACGGCGGUGGUUUUUCCGUCCCGAGGUUUUGUGCUGACUCUGUCUUCCCACCACUAAACUACCAAGCGGAUCCUCCAGUGCAGACUUUGUCUGUUACGGAUAUUCAAGGAAGCGUUUGGGAGUUUCGCCACAUUUAUCGUGGGACGCCGAGACGACAUUUGUUAACGACGGGAUGGAGCAAGUUCGUGAAUCGGAAGAAACUAAUUGCCGGAGAUUCUGUUGUUUUCAUGAGAGAUACGACGGGGAAAAUGUACGUGGGGAUCAGGCGAUCGAUGAGGUACGGGAACAAUGGAGAAGUUGCCAGGUGGCGGGAGCAGAUUGGAAUGAAGCCCGAGGCCGUGGUAGAGGCAGUGGAGAAGGCGGCGCUGGGGUUUCCGUUUGAGGUAGUGUAUUAUCCGAGGGUCGGGUGGGCAGAUUUUAUAGUGAGAGCGGAGUUAGUAGAUGUGGCAAUGAGGGUGUUUUGGACGGCUGGGAUGAGAGUUAAGAUGGUGGUGGAGACUGAGGAUUCGUCUCGAUUGACGUGGGUUCAGGGCACGGUUAUGGCGAUUUCUGUGCCCGAUAGUGGCCAGUGGUGUGGCUCACCUUGGCGAAUGCUUGAGGUUACAUGGGAUGAACCUGACAUUCUGCAGAGCUCAAAGAGAGUAAGUCCUUGGCAAAUCGAGUUUGUUUCACCUACUCGGCCAAUUCAUACCACAAUUCCUCCAGCAAAGAGAUCAAAAUUUCCUCAGAAUUCUGUGUCAGUGACUGAAGGAGAGGAAGAAAUCUUCUUUCCACUGACGGGGCUAGCUAAUUCAGCGAUGGAGCACAAAAACCCUUCAUUGGUGAAUUAUGACACUUUUCCUGUUGGCAUGCAGGGAGCCAGGCAAAAUCCUUAUAGUGUAUAUAGUUUAUCUAACUUCACAAGUGAGAAUACUCCUCAAGUAUGUAAUGAUAGUACCUUUUGCACUAACUUGAUGCCAAAGUUGAAAUGUGUUUCUACCGAGCUGAACAUUGGAAGUUCACAGUCAGACAAUCUAUCACCUGAUAGCCACAGUAGUGUCCAUUCAUAUGGCAGUGAACUUCUUGGAAACCAGGGCUGCAACUUGACAAAAGUUGGUAUUAGCUCAUUUCAGUUGUUUGGCAAGGUCAUACAUAUGAAUCAGCCUGUUGGAAAUGGUUUGGAUGAUGUUGCUUGCAUGGAAGAUGAUGGCAGUAAAGGAUUCAAUGUAGCUGAAGGUUUGAAUAAGCAAAUGAAUCUCCCCUCAACUUACACAGAACUGCUCAACAGGUCUUUGGCAUUGGAGCGGCUCAGCAGUUGAAGCUGAAGCUUGAUCUUUGUGAAAUAAUAAUUGUGUCUCUGGCACGCUGAUAAGUAGCUGUACAGGUAUGCUCUUAUCUGAAUACAGUAUACUGCACUGAACCAAACCAAUCAUCAGAUGUUAAUUACCGGCUAAUUGUACAUGAGGGUUCAAUGUUUAUCAAAAUUUGAUCUUGCUAGUGGAUUACUAUUACUAUUAUAUGCAUAGUUGUUUUAUGUGCUUUUCGGUCUGCAAUUUCUGUACUAGUCAAAUGAAUGUUUGAAACAGACAGUAAAUCUGAUUUCUGUGCUUGCAUUACUGGUAAAAAGGAAGAGGUUGAGUUUGUUGUAUA